GAAAACAAACAUAUACUAAGCAUUUUACAUUUCGCGGAUGUGAACCGGAUUACGAUAAUGUAAACAAAAAGCAGACGAGAAGUCAAGGUCUGCGCGGUAACUUUGGUUGAGAUGGUGAAACCAAAGUACAGACGCCAUGGGUUCGUCUCGAAAAAGCAGAAGGAGAGAUAUGAUAAAGUAUCUGCAGGGCAAUUGACUCGAUGGAUUAGGGGAGCUAUCCUUACAGACCACAAUUACUCCGCCAGUGCAACCCCUGUCAGCGUUGAUCACGAUCACGAAUUGCCAAAUUUGAAUAUACUGGAAAGAGAGGAGGUGGUUGAUGGGGAAGAAGUGACUACAUCUGAGGAUUGGAAGGAGGGGAGGAGAGUAGUAGAACUUGGAGUGUUAGCUGAGGGCUUGCGGGGAUGUUGUAAAUGUGGCUUACCAUUACAACUUUCACACACUAUUUCUGUGUUGACAUAUGGUUUAGCUUCUUUGUUAAAGGUCUGUUGCAGCAAUACAAAGUGUAAUCAUAUUAACCAUGUAAAAACAGGGAAAAAACAUGGAAGAGUGUGGGAUGUAAAUACAAAGCUAUCAGCAGCAAUUGUACAUGUUAAUAUUGGUGCAACGCAAGUCAACAGUCUCCUUUCUGAGCUGAAUAUACCACCUGUAAGCCAUGCCAUGCUGGACAAAAGACAGAAAGAGAUAGGCAGAGCUGUUGAAGACAUUGCUGCAGAGUCUAUGUCUGAUGCUUUGCAGAAGGAACUGGAAAUGAUGAAUGAAGAGAUGAACGAAAAUGGACUAGUUGUUGCUGUAGAUGCUGGAUGGCAAAAACGGGGUAGCGGAAAGACAUAUGAUAGUUUAUCAGAAAAUUCCCUAAAGAGAAUCGAAACAAACUGA
Molecule: messenger RNA, 879 nt
Organism: Saccostrea cuccullata (small rock oyster)
Lineage: Eukaryota; Metazoa; Mollusca; Bivalvia; Ostreida; Ostreidae
Exons: 6
Coding region: 112-879 (255 amino acids)
Source: RefSeq, a predicted model, not a curated record